GCGAAGGACACGGCGCCCGAGCGGGGCCGAACCGCACCGGACCGGACCGGAGCGAGCGGGACCGGGCGGGCUCAGGCGCCAUGAGCAGCCCUGUGGAGGAUGAGAAGCUGCGGGUGCAGCAGCUCCGCGCCCUGCGGCGCCGCUGGCUGCGGGACCAGGAGCUGAGCCCGCGGGAGCCCGUCCUGCCGCCACGGCAGCUCGGGCCCGUGGCCGCCUUCUGGGAUCGCUUCCUGCAGCCCGGGGAUCCCUGGCGGCAGCAGGUGCACAAGUUCUACCAGAGCGGCCGCUUCGUCAUGGUGCGGGUGCUGCUCCCCGCCUGGGCCAUCACCUACUGCCUGAAGUACCACAUUCGGAAAUCUCCGCACGGUAUGGUUGUGGCAAACCCACGGAUAUUCCCGGGGGACAGGAUUUUAGAGACUGGAGAGAUCAUGCCACCCCUGAGAGACAAGCUCCACAAGCACCACUGAUGGCCAGCUGAUUUCAUCCUUGGGUGGACAUGGUGAGAGCUGCACCUGCUUUGUCUCUUCCAUAAAAGAGUCUUUAUUCUG
Cinclus cinclus is the source of this 548-nucleotide messenger RNA. RefSeq names its product NADH:ubiquinone oxidoreductase subunit B6 (gene NDUFB6). The transcript has 4 exons. Bases 81 to 467 code for a protein of 128 amino acids. NCBI's taxonomy places the organism in Eukaryota, Metazoa, Chordata, Aves, Passeriformes, Cinclidae. The record is from RefSeq and is a predicted model, not a curated record. Gene Ontology annotation, biological process: mitochondrial electron transport, NADH to ubiquinone; mitochondrial ATP synthesis coupled electron transport.